Miscanthus lutarioriparius is the source of this 2076-nucleotide messenger RNA. NCBI's taxonomy places the organism in Eukaryota, Viridiplantae, Streptophyta, Magnoliopsida, Poales, Poaceae. The record is from the annotation of a GenBank genome assembly.
AUGGCUUCCCUGCCUCUGUGCCGCUCGCCGUCCUCCCUACUACCCUCAUGGCCUCACCGGCCAAUCUCCGCCUCCUUCCACCCUAAGAGUCCUUCCUCCCCUGUCGCUGCUCACGUCUCCGUCCAGGACACGCCUCCCCAACCUCAAGACCCGGCGCCUCCAUCUGAUUCCAGCCCAAAUGGCACAAAGCCCAGCAGCAACACCACGAGGUUCCUCUGGGUCAACCCCAACAGCCCGCGCGCCGCCGACGUCGCACGCGCGCGUGCCGGGUCUGGCCGCCGCGCGCGUCUCGCCUCCGCCGCCGCGGCGCUCGGCGCGUGCGAGCCCGCCGAGGCCGCCGUAGAGGCCGCGCUUGAGGCCGCCUUCCCCGAGCCUCCCUCCGAGCAGGACGCCGUCAUCGUGCUUAACACGGCUGCCGCCACCAGGCCGGAGACCGCCGUGCUGGCUCUCCGCUGGUUCCUGGGGAACGCCAAGGUCCGGAAGAAGGUCAUCCUCUACAACGUCGUGCUCAAGCUGCUGCGCAAGAAGCGGCACUGGAGCGAGACCGAGGCGCUGUGGGCAGAGAUGCUGCGGGACGGCGUGCAGCCCGACAACGCCACCUUCUCGACCGUCAUCAGCUGCGCGCGUGCCUGCGGCCUGCACAGCAAGGCCGUCGAGUGGUUCGACAAGAUGCCGGAGUUCGGGUGCUCGCCGGACAUGCUCACAUACUCUGCGGUGAUCGACGCGUACGGCCGCGCUGGGAACUCCGAGGCGGCCAUCCGCUUGUACGAUCGCGCUCGCGCGGAGAAAUGGCAGCUGGACCCUGUGAUCUGCUCUACGGUGAUCAAGGUACAUUCAACCAGUGGCAACUUCGAUGGUGCACUCAACGUGUUCGAGGAAAUGAAGGCAACCGGCGUGAAGCCAAACCUGGUCGUGUACAACACAAUGUUGGAUGCCAUGGGCCGCGCAUUGCGACCUUGGGUGGUGAAGACCAUCCACAGGGAGAUGGUUGACCUGCAGGUGCAGCCCAGCAGGGCGACCUAUUGUUGUCUCCUGCAUGCAUACACCAGGGCACGCUAUGGCGAGGAUGCCAUGGCCGUGUACCGACUGAUGAAAGAUGAGGCAAUGGACAUCGACGUGAUGCUGUACAACAUGCUUCUGUCCAUGUGCGCCGACAUUGGCUAUGUCGACGAGGCUGAGGAGAUCUUCAGAGACAUGAAGGCGUCCAUGGAUGCCCAUUCCAAGCCUGAUAGCUGGAGCUACUCAUCAAUGGUGACGCUAUAUUCAUCCACUGCCAACGUCCUGGGUGCAGAGGGCAUACUGAAUGAAAUGGUGGAGGCUGGCUUCAAGCCAAACAUCUUUGUCCUGACCUCACUCAUCCGAUGCUAUGGCAAGGCUGGGCGCACUGACGAUGUGGUCAGGUCAUUUGGCAUGCUCCAGGACCUCGGUAUCAUCCCCGAUGACAGAUUCUGUGGCUGCCUUCUCAGCGUUGCAGCGAACACACCAGCGGAAGAACUGGGCAAGGUGAUCAGCUGUAUUGAGACGAGCAAUGCCCAGCUUGGUGCCGUGGUAAAGCUCCUAGUGGAUAGGAGCUCCUCCCCUGAAUCUUUCAGAGAAGCAGCUAGUGAACUGCUGGACAGCUCCCGCGGCGUGGUGAAGAUGCCUUACUGCAACUGCCUGAUGGACCUAUGCGUGAACCUGAACCAGAUGGAGAAGGCCUGCGCUCUCCUGGACGCCGCACAGCAACUCGGCAUCUACACCAACAUCCAGACGAGGACCCAGACGCAGUGGUCGCUGCACCUCAGGGGCCUCUCCGUUGGCGCGGCACUGACCACGUUGCACGUCUGGAUGAACGAUCUGUAUACGUCGCUACAGAGCAGCGGUGAGGGGCUGCCGCCGCUGCUUGGAAUCCACACGGGGCAGGGGAAGAACACGUACUCGGACAGAGGGCUGGCUGCCAUGUUCGAGGCGCAUCUGAAGGAGCUUGACGCGCCGUUCCACGAGGCACCUGACAAGGCCGGCUGGUUCUUGACGACGAGCGUUGCUGCCAAGCACUGGCUGGAGACGAAGGCGGCAUCAGAACUAGUGACCGUGUAA